Euleptes europaea (tarantolino) is the source of this 6207-nucleotide messenger RNA. RefSeq names its product RLF zinc finger (gene RLF). The record is from RefSeq and is a predicted model, not a curated record. NCBI's taxonomy places the organism in Eukaryota, Metazoa, Chordata, Lepidosauria, Squamata, Sphaerodactylidae. The transcript is spliced from 8 exons. Gene Ontology annotation, biological process: regulation of transcription by RNA polymerase II. Gene Ontology annotation, cellular component: nucleus. Gene Ontology annotation, molecular function: DNA binding; DNA-binding transcription factor activity, RNA polymerase II-specific. Bases 24 to 5726 code for a protein of 1900 amino acids.
ACGCGCGGCGCGGCCGGGUGCAGAUGGCGGACGCCGAGGCUGACGCGGCCCUGCCGCCGGAGACGCAGCGGCUGUCCGCCGGCCUCCGCGCCCGGCUCUGGCAGCUGCAGGCCGAGCUGAGCGACCAGGAGGCGUCGGAGGCCUCGUCGGGCGCCUACUGCCGGGGCUUCUGUCAGACACUGCUACAAUAUGCUGGCAAUCGGGGUGCUUCGGAACAUGCCUUGCCUCUGUUGGAAGUGUAUUGUGUCGCCAUUCAGAGUUUUGCCAGUGCCCGACCUUACUUGAGUACUGAUUGCGAAGAAGUUCUUCUAGUCCUUGGCAGGCUUGUGCUGAGCUGUUUUGAACUAUUGCUUUCUGUGCCUGAAAGUGAAGAGCAGAGUGAACCGUUGUCGAGACUGUUUCAGUCUAUACAGGUGAUCCAUAAUGCUUUGCUUCAGUUUGGAGACAACAGCCUCGAAAUACUGGCUGACAUCGCCAAGGAAGGUGUGUGGAAGAACCCAGUUCUGCUUAAGAUUAUCUCGCAGCAGCCAGUAGAAGUAGAAGAAGUGAAUAAACUGAUUAAGCGAGAAGGACCAGCCUUCCUGCAGAUGCGGAUAAAACACCUGAUGAAGACUGACUGCAUUCCCCAGGCCGCUGCCUUGUCCAAGCUGUGUAAAGAGUCCUCCGAAAUUUCAAACGCAUCACCUUUUCUCCAGGCCUACAUCACGUGCCUGUGCUCCAUGCAUCCAAAUGAAGAAUCUAUCAAGGAGAUUGCAAAGGUGGACUGCAAAGAGGCCCUGGAUAUGAUAUGCAACUUGGAAGCAGAGGGGCAGGACAGGACUGCAUUCAUUCUUUGUACAACGUACCUUACUCAGCAGCUUCAGACUGCAAGUGUGUACUGCUCUUGGGGGCUGACUUUAUGUUGGAGCAAAUUGCAAAGGAGAAUCGACCCAUCUUUAGACUCCUUUCUGGAGCGUUGUCGACAGUUCGGCAUCAUCGCUAGGACACUGCAGCAUUUGUUCUUCCUGAUAAGAGUCAUACAGGCUGAGGCAGAAGACUCAGGCCUUGCUGUGUCGAUCUUGCUAUGCGUGAGAGCCCUUCAGCUGCGAUCGAAUGAAAAUGACGAUAUGAAGACUUCCAUGUGUAAAACGAUCGCUUGUCUUCUGCCAGAAGACCUUGAAGUUAGAAGAGCCUGCCAGCUCACCGAAUUCUUACUUGAGCCGAGUGAGGACGCAUAUAAUCUACUAGAAGAGCUUCACCUGCAGCCGGAUCAAAAAUUCGACGAAGAGAACGCUCCAGUUCCAAACUCGCUUCGCUGUGAGCUCCUGUUGGCUUUGAAGGCUUACUGGCCAUUCGACCCAGAAUUCUGGGACUGGAAGACUUUGAGGAGGCACUGUCUCAAAUUACUAGGGAAGGAAGUGUCUGACUCCGAGGACGAUCUCAGCGGCAACGAGAUGGGGUCCUUGAACGAAAACGAACUGCUAGACAGUCUCCUAAGUGACUGUGACGAUAGCAGGGAAGAUAAUCCCUUUGAAGGGCACAAUUUACUGAAUCGGCCUAAAGAGAGAGUAAGAGAAAAAAAACCUAUUGGCUCUUCGGAGAGGUACCAGAGAUGGCUUCAGUACAAAUUCUUCUGUGUCAUUUGCAAAAGGGAGUGCAUAGAGGCGAGAAUACUACACCAUUCUAAGAUGCACAUGCAAGACGGCGUCUACACAUGUCCGGUGUGCAUAAAGAAGUUCAGGAGGAAGGAUGUUUUUGUAAAGCACGUGGGGGAACAUGUGAAGAUGCCGCCGAGUAGACAAUAUCGUGCUAAAAAGAAGAUCCUGCUGAAGAAAGACAGGCUGGCAAAGAGCAGUCUGUCUAGGAUCGCUUCUGCAGCCCUAGGCAGAAGCCGAACGCUGAAGAUCACUCCGUGCAACAAAAUGAGAAGUGACGCACACGACUACGUCACCUUCAGCAAAUUAGAAAGUUGCCACCUGCAAGACCGAGACCUGUACCCAUGCCCAGGCACAGAUUGCUCCCGAGUGUUUAAGCAGUUCAAGUACUUGAGCGUUCACCUGAAAGCCGAGCACCAGAACAAUGACGAGAACGCGAUGCAUUACUUGGACAUGAAAAACAAGCGAGAGAAGUGUUCGUACUGCAGGCGGCAUUUCAUGUCGGCGUUCCACUUGCAGGAGCACGAGAAAGUGCAUGUAGGCCCCAAGCCCUACAUGUGUGUGUCGGUGGGAUGCUAUGCUACGUUUGGCUCUGUCAACGAACUGUUGCAUCACAAACACCAGCAUGACGACCUGCGUUAUAAAUGUGAGCUGAAUGGCUGCAACAUUGUUUUUAGUGACUUGGCGCAGCUUUACCACCACGAGGCUCAGCAUUUUAGGGACGCGUCUUACACAUGCAACUUCCACGGUUGUAAAAAGUUCUAUUAUUCGAAAACCGAGUUUACAAAUCACCUUUCCAUGCAUAUUUCAAACGGUGAAAUGAAGGAGGCGCCAGUUAAAUGCGAGGAGCAUGUUUUGAGUCUUUCGGAUUCAAAAGCACUUGAGCAAACGGACCAUUCCUGCAUAAAUGAGAAUAUCAGUUUGCCCUCAGGGUCUGCGAAUUCGGAGGGAGUUUUACAAGUUAAACAGGAACCUCUCACAGAUGAAGAGGUAGAUGGGAAAAGCAACGGCAGUUUUAGCAGCAAUGCUGCCUCUCUUGUGAAUGAGAAGCCUAUGUCUUUAUUGACUGAUUCAGCGGAUCCUGGCCUUCUGUUACCCCACGAGAAAGUCUUCCUUCCAUCAAACUUAAAAGAGCGUUGUUCAAAUGUGGCAGUCUACUUUGAUGGCAAAAGGUUUACCUGUGGCUUUGAAGACUGCGAUUCAACAUACAAAAAUUCAAGGGGCAUGCAGAAGCAUCUUCGAAGGGCUCAUCCUUACCAUUUCAAACCUAGAAGGAAGCUGGGCCUGAAGGCUAAAGAUCUUGGCUGGCUCACUGAAAGUCCACAUAACAGCACCACUGAAGAGAUUUCAGAGCUCAGGCAUCUUUUAGACACCCAAGCCGACUCUCCGGGCAGUAUAGAUUGCAAUACAAGUUCUAAUAUUGAUACCUGUUUCAAGCAAGAACUGUACCCCUCUUCCCCCGAAUUUCCCCCUUGCGAACAUUCUAAAAUGUCAAACGCAGAAGACUCAAUGCUGGAGCUCCUGUUGGGCUUGAAACAUUUAAGUUUAAAAAAUUCUAGCUGUCGCAUCGGGAACUCUUCCAGGUCACUACAGUCCUAUUCCUCCAAGUGCCCCAACUCUGAAGACGAAUCUACCUCAGACCAUUUCUCCGAAGAACACCAAGGCAAAUUACCAAACCAAUACCUUACACAGCUGGCGGCGAAGCCCUUUUUCUGCGAACGCCAAGGUUGCAAGUGUGAGUUUGUGACCAGGGAAGCCCUCUUAACGCACUAUGUCAGAAAACACAAUUAUUCCAAGGAGAUGGUGCUUCAGCUGAACAUGUUUCGACAUCGGUAUUCGCCAUUCAAGUGUCACAUCUGCCAAAGAUCAUUCACGAGGAAAACACACCUUAGAGUCCACUAUAGAAACAAACACAAGCUCGGCAAGACGAGAGCAACUCAAAAAUUGUUCAGUGAAAGCUUUGAAGACCUAGAGGGGUGCACAGAGGAUAUGCUGAACAGCACUGCGGGUUCCAUGUCGUCAUUUUAUACCAACACUGAGGAGGAGCUGGAUGACCAAGCGAAGCUCACUGGGUCUCAGCAGCGUCAUCUGAAGAAGGAAGAGCUUAGUUCUGACACCGACUUGGAGUCAAGCGAGGAAGCGGAAACCUGCUUGCCCAUGAAGCAGACAAAACUGUCUGCGCUUGAAAGCCACAGGAAAGGACUAGAAGCAAAAGAAGGGAGGGGAAGCAAGAGAACCGUUGCCAAAGGAAACCUGUGUUACAUUUUGCAUAAGUACCAUAAGCCGUUCCACUGUAUUCAUAAAAAUUGCAAUUCUGCAUUUACUAACCAGAAGGGCUUGAUUCGCCACUAUAGAACUGUCCAUCGGUACAACAAAGAGCAACUUUGCCUCGAAAAGGACAAAGCGCGAACAAAGCGAGAACUUGCCAAAUGUAAAAAAAUAUUUGUUUGCAAAUAUAAGGAGUGUAACGAACGCUUUUUGUGCUCUAAAUCGCUCGCUAAGCACCGCAGUGACUUUCACAGCCUUGAGCCAGGGGAGGAUUCCAGAAUGCUUUCCGAGACCGAAGCGGUGCGGUUUCCUUGUCACUAUCCUCGGUGCCCCGCUACAUUUUAUUCCUUCCACCAAUUGAAGCAUCACCUGAUGGAAGAGCAUGCCAAGGAGGAAGAGCUCAACAAAGACAUAGAAAUCCAUUGCGAUCUCAAUGGCUGCAACCGAGUUUUCACGACAUACAGCCGUUACUCGCAGCACGUGUAUUUUCGGCACAGCAACUAUGAAGGGGUCUCCAGCAAUGCCAAAGAGAAGAGGAACCACCUGAAAGGCAGAGCGCGGCAAAGCUACUUGAGAGGCCAGUGCCUCAGGCACAGAGAAAGGGAGAAAAAGAGACAGAGCCAUGACAAAAUGGGAAAAAAUAAUAAUAAAAGUAAAGGAAAGAUGUUGUAUAAUUUCAGAACCAGGCAAGAGGCCCUUCGGAUGUGCAGAGACAAUUGCAAUCAAACCCAGUAUCCGUGCAUGUUUCGGGGAUGCCCCUCUGUGGUAAAACUGGAAAGCAGUAUUGUGAGACACUAUAAGCGUACCCAUCAGGUGUCCAGUGCUUAUAUAGAGCAGCAGUAUGAAAAACUUGUGUUUUUUGUUGAAUGUGGUACCGUGAUCAGCGAUGCUUGCUUAGAAGCAUGUGAAGGGUCAAACGAGGCCAAUGGAGACUUCCGGGAGGACCCUGUGUGUCAGCAUGACCCCGAAGAACGUCUUGUUCCAGAUGCAGAUUACGAUCGAGACAGCAAAGGUGGUAAAAACAGUGUGUGCUCUGAGAGUGACAAGAUCAGAGAGUCGGGUGUCUUUUUGUACGCGGACACUUUAAAACAUAACCACAGUUCGAAAGCUAGGUGCUCAGAAGACUGUAGUAGUAGAGCGUCGUCGCCAGAUUUGCCCGAAAGCGACGGGCAGGGAAACAGCUCUUGCCAUGCUAGUUCGGGAGCACCCCUACCAAGGGAGAAGGAUGCCAGCAACUGGCAGCAGGCGUCGUCACAGCAGAAUAUUAAGAGGCCUCCCCUUCCCACUUCUAAAGACCAGAUGCGAAAGCAGCCGGCGCCAAAACCCUUCGACAUCAAGUCCUUCAAACCGAUGGGAUUCGAGUCGUCGUUUCUGAAAUUCAUCCAAGAGAGCGAGAACCGGGACGAUGACGACGAGGAGGAGGAGGAAGAGCUGGAGGAAGAAUGGGAGCCCUCGGAACAAUACCGACUAGAUCGCGUGCUGGGAAAAGAGAGAGACUCCAAAAGGGAUGCUGCCAUGCAGGAGCGGGUCACCUACGAGAGCGUCCCCGCAGCAACCGUGUCAAAGAAGAACGGUGGCUCCAAAGCUCCCGGGCAGCUGAGGGGAAUACAGCCUCUGUUAUCGACAGACUCUCCCGCUCUCCCUUCUCUGGAAACCUUGAGGGCCAUAUUGGACAAGGCACUAACAGACUGCGGGGACCUGGCCUUAAAACAACUUCGUUAUUUACGACCGGUAGUUGUUCUUGAAAGAUCUAAAUUUUCCACUCCCCUCAUAGACUUUUUUCCAACAAAAAAAACAGACCAACUUUGUGUGGGAAGUUCAUGAAUCGUUGUGUUUUAUUUAAAAAAAAUGGGGUGGGGAGAGACUUGCCUCCACUACUGCUAAGGGGGGGGAGGGGGAAUAAUCGCUAACUGGUUCAGUGCACAUGUUGUUGAGGUUAGGUUAGGUUGUUCAGUUCCACGAAUGUACGACAUCCGGCUACAGUAUUGGCUGAGUUACUAUAGCUCCCCCCGUUUUAAAAAAUAAGAAGAAAACCCUGAUAUUUUGGUGCUAACUAACAGAAUAUUGAGGGGGGGGCUUCCCUCUUGCAAAGUUAAAUGUGCAUGAUUGUAUAUGGAACAAGUACUUGGGGUACCAGGGUUGAUUGGGAGGGGGGGUGGGAGGUGGAGCUCUUACUUGACUUGAAUGUGCACCUCAGUGUGCUUCGUGUAACAUAUUGUACACUACAGCAUCUUAUAUUUUUUGAGUUUUGAGUUACAAUAAAACAAAUUUUUUCACCCAUUUUUUUUUUUGGUUGACUGUACAG